AUGCACACCAACAUGGCAGACCCAAGGGCCGGUAGCGGCUCUAGUAAGAUUGGCUACACCGUCAACCUGAGCCAAUCCGAGGUUGCCGAAAUCGAAACUGCCAGAGAGACCUUCAAGGCAACUGAGGCUCAGAGUUACAACGUCUCCGCCGAAACAUUCCCUCUCCCCACCGUUGGUCCACGUCUCGAGGCUAUCGCCCGCAACCUCCACGAGGGCACGGGAUUUGCCCUACUCCAUGGUCUAGACCCUGCCAAAUACUCAAAUGAGGAUAACAUAACUAUGUUCCUGGGUCUAGGUAGCCACAUUGGGUCUCAGCGUGGUGCUCAGAACAAGAAUCGUGACAUGAUUUCUCAUAUUACUGAUGCUAAGGAGUGGCAGAAUGUGCCACCGGAAAAGCGCCACGGAAUCCACACCAAUUCGGCGUUGCCUUUCCAUACCGAUAUGGGCUGUGAGAUACUCGUCCUACAGUACCGACGGAUUGCUGCUGAGGGAGGUGCUACAUCACUUGCUUCAGCUGCAGCAAUAUACAACGAUCUCCUUAAGCAGCCUGAAAUCCUCAAGACUCUGGAGGCUGCAGAAUGGCCAGUCCAGCUUGGCGCUAAUCCCCUUCGCAUGGCAACAAUGCCUCUGAUUGCUCAUCAUCGAGGUCAUGUCAUCAUCUCUGCUGACCCAGGUCGUCUCGGCCUUCACCCUGCAACGGCUGAGAAGCGGUCCGAAGGCUGUUACCUUACUGAGCUACAGCUACGCGCUCUCAAGGUCCUCAACGAUCUCGCUGAGAAGCAUGCCGUUCCCAUCCCGGCCCAAGCUGGUGAUAUCCUGUUUAUCAACAACCUCAGCAUGCUUCACAAGCGGGACUCGUACGUCGACGCGGACGCCAAGGGAGCCGAGGAGGGAAGCCCGGCCAUGGUCACGAAUGGGAUCGAGGAGGACACCAUGCGGCGCUGGCUCACUCGUUUGUGGUUGCGGAAUGAAUCUUUGAGCUGGGAGAUCCCCGAGGACAUGAAGAUACCGUGGCAGGCGGCUUACGGCAGUGUUGGCCGGCUUAUCCCCCCGAAAUACGAGAUUAACCCUCUAAAGCCGUACAACCCGCCGAAGUACACUGCUGGUACUGCCGCUUGGCUGAUCGAGGAUGACGAUGCCCAAAUGGAGUAG
Molecule: messenger RNA, 1152 nt
Organism: Diaporthe amygdali
Lineage: Eukaryota; Fungi; Ascomycota; Sordariomycetes; Diaporthales; Diaporthaceae
Product: taurine catabolism dioxygenase
Exons: 4
Coding region: 1-1152 (383 amino acids)
Molecular function (GO): oxidoreductase activity
Source: RefSeq, a predicted model, not a curated record